This is a messenger RNA of Cetraspora pellucida, 378 nucleotides long. Lineage: Eukaryota; Fungi; Glomeromycota; Glomeromycetes; Diversisporales; Gigasporaceae. The record is from the annotation of a GenBank genome assembly.
AUGGAGUGUUGUGAUUCCAUAAGAAAAAAUGUUUGCAUAUUAUCUCAAAAUGAAAAUGAAAGUAUUAUUUAUAAUACUGCAAAUUAUAGAUUAUUUAUAAUUGUUGAUUAUAUGAAUUCUUUAUAUCAAUCUCGAUUGAAUAAUGAUAAAAUAAAUGCUGAUAAUAAAAUUUUAUUAGAUGAAAUUUUUGGAGAUUUAAAUUCAGGAUAUUCAGUAUAUUUUACAAAAUUUGAAAUAGAAAUAGCUUAUGCACCAGCAUUAGAGAAUUAUAAAAAUUUAACAAUGUUUUCACAAAAUCUUAGUGAUCAAAUUAUAGAAAGAAUUAAAGAAUUACAGAAAACAGAGGUUAAAACUGAAGAAGAGGGAGAUGAUGAUUAG